AUGCCUCAUCUCCAUGAUGGCGAACAGGAACUUCCUACAUGGCGGCGGAAGUUUUCACUCAUCCCAGGUGGGUUCUCUGCUGGUCCAGACUCUUCUACAAGGUGGAAGGAAUGGAAACAGGCUUUGAAGUUUGGUAAGCCGAGAAAGUCGUCUGUUGUUGCCAAAUCACCGGCCCCAAAACGUCCCCAACUUGAUGAGUCCGAAGAGGCUGCAAGAAUACGAGCUUCAAACAUGGUUACUUGUCUCAUUGCGGGUUCCCCUGCAGCAUUGAUCCUGGCCUCGAACUUUUUGAAAGAUGAGCAUGGAACGAGAAGGGCCCCACUAUUGCUGAAUCAACUUGCAAUCAAGCUUGAAGAUGUAUCCAGACCUGGAAGUAAACAUACAAAAUAUCGCAUAAAUUUAGAAUAUGGAAUUGGAUCUAACAGACUCAAGUGGCAUGUGAUAAAGGACUUGAGAGAUCUUGUUAGCUUACACUCAAGGCUUAAAGUUGCAGUUUUCCAGUCAAAGAGCUUGAAGGGAUUCAAACACACAGAGAUACCAAAGUUUCCAAAAGUCCUGUCCAAGGAUAUGGAACCUGGACGUUUGGAACAUCCUACGUUCAAUGAGACGUAUCUAUCAACCCCAAAGCCAGCUAGCAAUAGGUUUGAUGUUCCAAGACCGAGUCAAAAUAGAAGACAUGGAAGUCUGUCAUCUGGCUCAUCAGACCAUUCGGGUGGACUCGUGGACCGUAUUCAUAGAAUAGCCUCUAGAAUGUCUAUCAGUGAUGAGAGGGGGAUUGACAAUGAUAGAGAACAGUUCAGAAAAAAAAUCGAGAAUUAUUUGAAUCAGUUGAUUUUGGCAUUCGCAUUGAAAGCUGAAGCCAAUAGAUUAUUUCAAUUUUUUGAAUUAUCUCCAAUUGGAGUUCUCUUAAGCUAUGAACACGGAUUUCAAGGAAAACAAGGUUACAUGAUUGUGGGAUCAUCUUCAAAAGCACAAGGUUGGAGAGUCGGGCAUUGGAAGUUCAGUGAUAUUAAACAGAUGGUUCAGAGACACACAUAUAAAUGGUUUCUCGUGAGGGACUCUUACAUCAUGUAUGUGUCUGAUAUAUACUCUACAACUCCACUAGAUGUGUUCCUUGUUGAUAGCAGCUUCAAAAUUACAUACCAUGGGGAGGAUAACUCUGUCUCACCUCUUCAGUUUGAUAACGAUAAUGAAUCAUUCUAUGACGAUACUGCAUCUAUCGAUGAGAGCAAACCACCCAGAUCAGGGAAAACGCUACCCCAUGUUGUGAUUAAGCUUGAAAACGGAGAACGUGAACUUAAAAUGAUUGCAAAGUCAAAGAAUCAAGCAAUAAUGUGGGCACAGUCUAUACAAAACAUGCAGAAAAACACCAUCUGGUCAUCCAGUAACAGAUUCAAUAGUUUUGCUCCAGUAAGGGAGAACUGCUUCGCACAAUGGCUCGUUGAUGGAAGAGAUCACUUUUGGGCUCUCAGUUCAGCAUUAGAGAUGGCAACUGAUGUGAUCUAUAUACACGAUUGGUGGUUAUCUCCUGAAAUAUACAUGAGACGCCCAGCAAAUGGUAACCAAGAGUGGCGUCUUGAUAGAAUAUUGAAAAGAAAAGCUGAAGAGGGAGUUAAAGUUUUUGUUAUUGUUUACAGAAAUGUUGGAACGACUGUUGUUACAGAUUCUCUUUGGACCAAACACUCCUUGAUAGACUUACAUCCAAAUGUUCAUGUCCUCCGUUCUCCAAAUCAGUGGUUACAAAACACAUUUUUCUGGGCUCACCAUGAAAAGUUGUGUAUUGUUGAUCAUGCUGUUGCUUUCGUUGGUGGAAUUGACUUGUGCUUUGGAAGAUACGAUACACCUGAUCAUGUUUUAGUUGACGACUCUCCAUACGACUUUGGUAGCGAGAGAGAUGCAUCGGAGCAAGGAAUUCGAUUCCAAACUUUCCCGGGAAAAGAUUACUCUAAUCCUCGAGUAAAAGAUUUCUACGACUUGGACAAACCGUAUGAAUCCAUGUAUGACCGCCAAGUUGUUCCACGUAUGCCAUGGCAUGAUGUCCAUAUGAUGGUUGCUGGUGAGCCAGCAAGGGAUUUGGCAAGGCACUUUGUGCAGAGAUGGAACUACUUAUUGAGACAGAAGAGACCAUCAAGACCAACUCCACUCUUGAUACCUCCAACCAGCUUUACCCCAGUGGAAUUGGAAAAAUACGAUUUAGCAGGAACUUGUGAGGUGCAACUAUUGAGAUCAUCUGGUAAUUGGUCCCUUGGAUUACAAAAGCAUGAGCAAUCCAUUCAAAAUGCAUACUUGAAAAUCAUAGAGACCUCAGAACACUAUGUAUACCUUGAGAAUCAAUUCUUCAUAACGGCAUCUGCAUUUGAUGGUACAGUUAUUGAGAACAGAAUCGGCGAUGCUCUUGUGGACAGAAUCAUUCGUGCACACAAUGAGAAGAAGAAAUGGAAAGCAAUAAUCGUCAUUCCUUUGAUGCCUGGAUUUGAAAGCCAAGUCGAUGAAGCUGAAGGAUCCUCGGUAAGGGUCAUUAUGCAAUGCCAAUAUCAAUCAAUAUCAAGAGGUACGACAUCAAUAUUUGCCAAGUUGAAAAAGAUGAAGAUCAAUCCUUACGACUAUAUACAAUUCUACUCCUUAAGAAAGUGGGGAAGAAUUGGCCCUGAUAGAACGGUUGUCAGUGAACAGUUGUAUAUACAUGCAAAAAUAAUCAUCUCUGAUGAUAGAACUGCUCUUAUCGGCUCAGCUAACAUCAAUGAAAGAUCUCAAAGAGGUAAUAGGGAUUCUGAGGUUGCAGCUAUUGUUAGGGAUACUGAGUUGGUGAACACAACUAUGGAUGGAAAACCAUACAAAGCAGGAAAGUUUGCCCAUACAUUAAGAAUGAGGUUGAUGAGAGAGCAUUUGGGUAUUGAUGUUGAUAUCUUGGAUAUUGUUGAGAGACGUUUCAGUAAGAUUGAAGAGUUGGCAAGAGAAACCAAGACUGGCCAACAGUCGAAGACUCACAAUUUUAGUAAUAAAGAUCAUGAAGUACAAUCUUCUAUGGUUGAGUUAGCAUCUAGGGAUGUUUUGAAUAUGCCGUCGGGAACAGAUAAAUGGAAAAAGUUUUGGGCUAACUCUACAACCCAGAUACCAACUUUGGAUAAAAGGUUUGAGGAAAUCAACAAGGAGGAUGACAAGAAGAAUAUUCCUGAGUUCUUGGUCUCCAAAUCACAUGACCCUGUAUAUUUAUCCUACCAUUCAUUCAACAAUCGUGCUAGGGAGCAAAAUGUGGGAAUACGUGAUAAGAAGCCAUUUUCUUCAGACUCCAGAGUGACCAACAACGAAGAGCAUAAACUUGAUGUCGAAGGUGAAGGCGUGGACAAGAUGAAGAGUAAGGCGUUCAAAAAUUACAAAUUGAAUGCUGCUAAGACAUUGAAGAAGUGGGCAACGGAGUCAUUGGUCAACGAUGCAACAGAUGUAUUCCUUCCUCACGUUGAACAGGUUCUAGAGUUCUUAGACGACGAUGAAUUGAUCUCAGAUCCUUCUAAGCUAACCAAUGAUCAAGAAUUAGCCUUGGCUGAAAGAAAUCAAGAGAGAUGGAAUAUGUUGAAAAGAAUUGCUUAUCUGCAAAGAGUUGCAGCUAAACAAAAACUUCAAGUUAAUGAUGAAAAUAUAAGACGUUCAAAAUCAAAUCUACCACCAUUGGAUCAUUCUGGGAUGCCACAGGAAGGACUAACAAAAACAGGAACCCUUGUCCAAGAUGCUGUAUCUGCAGCUGAUUUAAUGAGUCGCAGUAAUGACCAGUCCGCUGAGGAUUCUGAUUUGAACGAAAUUCAAGAUCUUCCAGGUGAGAACAUUCCAGUGAUUAACUUGAGCUCUGCAAAUGCACAACGCCUUGUUCAAUCUGUCAACGAUCUCAUUGGAGAACCAAAAUUUCAAAAAUUCAUUGACCCAUACUGCUUUGGAGAUCCUUUAGAAGAUGCCUUUUACGAAGAUGUUUGGUUCAACAAUGCUCAUAGGAACACCAUUUUAUUCAGAGAGGUAUUUCACUGUCAACCUGAUGAUACAGUUGCUACAUGGAAGGAUUACCAAACUUUCACAAAGUUAAACACUGCGUUUAGCCUGGCUCAAAAGCAACAAGCUGAUAGACGUCUCACUUCAAAGGUAUCGGACAGCAACUCUGAAACCUCGACAGUUGAUGAUAAGAUAUCGAGUCCAAGACGUGACUCUGUCCGUCUUGAAGAUAUUGAGGAAGUGAGCUCGGUUGAAGGUAUAUUGGGCAACGCUCCACCACCGCAUACUGACUCAGGUGUCGAUUCUUCUGGUAGCUCUGAUAUUCCAAAGAGAGGCAAAAGUGGCGAGUACGCAUUUCGUAAGAGAUCUCCACUUGGUGCUGAUCGUGUGUUUGAUCGUGAGACCGCUGAUAGAAUACUAAGUGAAGUUCAAGGUCACUUGGUUCUUUUCCCAACUGACUGGCUAUGGAAAGAAAUCGAAGGUGGUAACUGGUUCUACAAUAUGGAUAGACUACCACCUAUUGAAAUUUAUGACUGA
Molecule: messenger RNA, 4515 nt
Organism: Williopsis jadinii
Lineage: Eukaryota; Fungi; Ascomycota; Saccharomycetes; Phaffomycetales; Wickerhamomycetaceae
Gene: SPO14
Product: phospholipase D
Exons: 1
Coding region: 1-4515 (1504 amino acids)
Biological process (GO): cell motility; phosphatidic acid biosynthetic process; intracellular signal transduction
Molecular function (GO): phosphatidylinositol binding; D-type glycerophospholipase activity
Source: RefSeq, a predicted model, not a curated record